AUGGUGUCGUUCAAGGAGUUCUUGAGUGAGUGGCAACUGAGAGGCUCUUUUCUCGGUAGUCUUCUCAUACAAGUCCUUCUAAUUCUACCUGGAAACAUCAGAAAACGUAAUUCUUCCAUUUGUGUCACAGUUUUUCUUUGGAUUUUAUACACGGCUGCAGAUAAGGUGGCCAUAUAUGCUAUCAGCAUUGUUUCAAGAAGUAUAACCGACCCUUUCCUCCCCCACAACCGUGUAUUAGUAUCUUUCUGGACAACCAUCCUCCUCCUCCACCUGGGCUUCCCCAACACCAUCACCGCCUUUUCGCUGGACGACAACCAGUUGUGGUUACGCCAAAGUCUCACUCUGGUCACUCAAGUCGGAUUCGUGGUUUAUAUCCUUCUCAGGGCAUUAUGGGGCAUAACCCAAAGGCUUGUUCUUGUCUUUGCCAUUGUCUGUGUUUCCAUGGCAGGAUUGCUGAACUACACAGACAUGGUGGCGACAUACUCAUCCACCAUUAACGCAGGCAUUCCGGCUCACUGGAAACAGCAACAGCCAAAAUCAGCAACAACAGCUGACGAUAAGAACAAUUCUGAUCCUCAGAUACAAACAUUGACGAAUGCCUAUGAUUUAUUUAUGACUUUUAGGCGUCUCUUUGUCAAUCUCAUACUCACUUUUGAUGACAGAGACAAAAGCCUGUCCAUUUUCAGAGGCAAAGACGCUGCAGCAGCUUUCGAAAUGGUUGGAAUCGAGCUGAAUUUUGCCUAUGAUGCACUGUACACGAAAGCAUUUGUGUCUCAGUCAUCCUGGUUGCAUCAUUCGGGCAGUGCUCUGGCUCUGGAAAUUGCAUCGUUAGCUGUUUUUAUUGUCUCAGAUUGGACUGUUGUUCUGUCAAGCUCAAGCACCUCCAAGGUGAAUCUCAAAUGGCUAGAACAGCCCAUCUUUUCAAUCCUUUCCUUUGUGAGAAACCCUAUUCUCCGUUUGCCCAGCAGACCAAAUUCACGGAACGCGGAAUCCGGGGAGGCUAAAAGAUACCGCUGGAACCUCACUGAUUGGAGAGGCAAAAUGGCAAUUCUUGACACGAGUUGUCCUGAACUGAAGUGGAUCAUUGAACUGGAAUUCGACGAGUGUUUACUUCUAUGGCAUGUGGCCACAGAUAUAUGCUACCACCAACCUCAAGAAUCUAUGAAUUCCGGGCACCAAGGUUAUCGCGAGGCCAGCAAGCUCAUAUCAUGCUACAUGAUGUAUCUUCUGGUGGUACACCCCUUGACACUAUCUUCGACAGCAGUAAUAGGGCUCAUACGAUUCAGAGAUACAUGUGCCGAGCUCAUUCAAUUUUUCAAGGAUGACGAACUGAUAGGAAAAGAACCCGGUAUUGGCAGUGAGAAUCUGUUAUUCAUGCAUACAGAUUUAUCUCCCAAGAGAGUUAAGGGGGAUAAGAGCAAGUCGGUGUUGUGGGAUGCAGUUGAAUUGGCUAAAGAACUGAUGGAAUUAGAUGAAGAGAAGAUGUGGAAGACAAUGUGCGAUGUGUGGAUAGAGAUGCUCUGCUUUGCAGCAUAUAAUUGCAGAGGUGAUUACCAUGCCAAGCUGCUGAGUGUUGGAGGAGAGCUUCUCACUUUUGUGUGGCUUCUGCAGGCACAUCUUGGUAUGGGAGACUACUUCCAGACAAAAUCUGGCAAUUUAACAGCAACUAUAAUCUUGGAGAGCUAGAAAGAAAUGAAAUAAGGUUAGCAAUAGCAGCUACCUACCUAUCUCCAAAUUCACCAUUAUGCAACUGUGUUGAUCGAGUUGUGUCGUGUCAUCUUUGUGCCUAUGUAAUGUAUAUAAUUUCGUCUCAUUCAAUCAUAUUGACAAAAAAAAUAUACAAUUAACUACCAUGCAGUUUUCCUAUUCAAG
Ilex paraguariensis (yerba mate) is the source of this 1872-nucleotide messenger RNA. NCBI's taxonomy places the organism in Eukaryota, Viridiplantae, Streptophyta, Magnoliopsida, Aquifoliales, Aquifoliaceae. The record is from the annotation of a GenBank genome assembly.